AUGGCAUUCCAAAUCCGGACGAAGCGAGUCGCCGCCGCCGCGCUACACGGCGGCACUUCUGCCGCUCGGCACGUGGCCGGAUACGACUCCAGCGGCAGCGACCACGGAGCCACCACGUGCCUCUCGGGGCUCGUCCAAGCCUUCCUUGAGAGUACCGCUGACUCCGACGAGGAAGCCGUCGCCAGCCGCGGAGGCCGACCGGAGCACGAAGGGAGCGGGGAGGACGAGGACGCCGAUUUCGGCAUCCUGGAGACUGUCCGCCAGCAGAUGUUCCCGCCGCUGGAGAAGGAUCUUUUCCGCGCUGGCCUUGCCGCUGACGUUUACAAGGCGGCGGAGAGCCUCUCUUGGCUGAAGAGUACCGCCCCUGCUUUACGGAGGGCGACGAUGAUGCGGCUUAGGUCUGCGGGAUACAAUGCCGGCAUCUGCAAGGCGAAGUGGGACGCCGCUGGAGGGAUCUUAGCCGGAUGCUACGAGUACAUCGACGUAGUGGCGCCGGCGGGAGACGAAACGAGGGAAAUGCGGAAGGGGAAGAGGUACAUCGUGGACUUAGACUUCGCGGCGGAGUUCGAGGUUGCGAGGGCGACGGAGGCGUACCGGAGCGUGGUGGCUGUGCUGCCGCCUGUGGCUGUGGCGGAGGAUGAGGCGGUGCGGAGGGUGGUUCGGGAGGUGUCCGACGCGGCGCGGAGGUCGCUGCGAGCGAGGGGCCUGCACGUGCCCCCGUGGCGGAAGAGCCGCUACAUGCUCGCCAAGUGGCUGGGGCCCUACCGACGGAUCACAAACCCAGUAACCUCCGCCUCCCUCGCCGACGCGGUUGCCCGCGGCGACGGCGAAGUCAAGUGCCGCUCCGUCGGGUUCCCGACGGCGCCUCCCCUCGCGGUCCUCGCCGCCCGCACUCGUUGA
This is a messenger RNA of Zingiber officinale, 900 nucleotides long. RefSeq lists its product as uncharacterized. The coding region runs from base 1 to 900 and encodes 299 amino acids. NCBI's taxonomy places the organism in Eukaryota, Viridiplantae, Streptophyta, Magnoliopsida, Zingiberales, Zingiberaceae. The record is from RefSeq and is a predicted model, not a curated record. The transcript has a single exon.